UCACACGUUAUAUGUUAUUCAAUUACCCGAAAGCAGUUGCGGAAUUUGAUGAUCUCUUCGCGCUCACAUCACGAGAACCCCUAUCGUCCACCUGGAACUCUGCGUAGGGCAUCAAUUUGGCCAGACUCUCAAGUCAUGUUCUUGGUUUUUUAAUAUAUAUUUUAGAAGUGUAGCACAGGAAACGCUGUAAAUUGUCUGAGGUUGGGGACCUGUUUGUUAUGCUGUUGAUUGUAAAACAUACACUAAACCCACGCUACUUAAUAACUGCUGUUAGAUUACCACAAAUUAUAGGACAGUAAAAGUCAUUUCUAUUUCCUUGUGAUGACUGUCGUGCACUCCGUGUGGAAUGUAAGGGGGAUUUUACUCUCUAAUGCGCUCGUUGCUUGAAUUAAACUGCAAACCGAAAGUAAACGUUGCAGUACAUGACAAGAAGGCUGAAAGCCAGCAACUCCACCAAAAUAUUGUGUCAUAUGGGGCUGAACUCCAAUGUUUAACAAGGCAAAGUAAUGAGUGGGAAAACCUGGACGUUAAUUAAUUUGUUAACGGCAGUUUCAUUCAUGACACAUGUGCACCAUGGUCAAUCUGGCUGCAUGCCUCAAGAUAUUGAAGUACACUUGUAUGAUGAGUUGAUGGAAGACCAUUUGUUUGAAUUUAAAGUGUUCUCGCCAUCUGAAACAAAUCUUACAGAGGAACGGCUUACACAUCUUUCUGUGUUUAAUACACUAUGUUCUUCUUGGAAUAAAAACAAGGAUAAUUGGGACAAAUUCAGUGUAGUAAAAACUUUUCAAAUGAUGCUAAAUCAUAUAAUUGCAGAAAGUUAUAAUAUUGAAUGUAAUUCCAGUGAAUGUACUGGAGAGUUUUGUGCCAAUCACACCUGUACAGGUGGCUACAAAAUAAAUUAUGUGAACAAAACCACCUUUGGGGAAAAGUUCAAUAAAUCUUGCAAUGAAUCAUUACUAGAUCUAAAAUGUCCAUCAAAAGAGAGCACAACACCUUUAACAUCAGAUGCCCCCCCAAACUCUACUGCUUCUAAAUGGACAACAAGUUCAACACCAAGAAUCAACCAAACCAUCACUGUAAAUGAAUAUUUGUCAACCACUCCCUCAGAAACAACCAGUCAUACAACCAAUCCCAAAGUAGAAAAAAACACAGAUGCAGAAAUGCCGAUGCAGAAAACGUUGAGUUGGGUCCUUGGUGUCUCUCUGCUACUGAAUGUCCUUCUACUCUUUUGUGUGUGGUUUCUGUACAAGAACAACAAAUGACUGAGUUCCUGAAUAUGUCUAACUUGCAGUGGAUCACAGUCACUAUCUGCCCUUGCGCAUUGAAUGUGAGGUCCUGUGAAGUGUGAAGAUUCUACAUUCUACAUGCUACAACAUAAGAUCUGUGCAUGACAUAGUGUUACCUUUGAAUCUGUGAUUGACAAUAUCAACCACACCAAUGCGGCUUCUUAACAUGAACACACAAAUUCACAAAACUGGUGUAAUUUUCCAUUUUGAAACUAUGGUUGUCCUGAAUGUGCCCACAUAGCUAUGUUGUGUCAUGAAUUUGCCUUGUGUAUGAAUAAAACACUUGUCUUAUGCUUCAUCUGUUAAUGGACUGUUGAUCCGGUGUGUACCAUAAUGGGCCUGCUGUUAAACAUAUGGUUACAUUUUAACAUUUGUGCCUUUUGGCACUUUGGUGAAGAACUGUUUAUUUCUGGUUGGCUAUGCCAGAGUAUUUCUCUUUAAAGUAAAAAGGGGAAAAGAAAGUACUUACAGCAAAAAUGCUGAUUACAGUUAAACAUUUACUACUACUUUACAUACUGUCUUUUUAAGCAGCCAUUUUUUUGUACGUUAAAAUAAUUUAUAUUGUAUUGUUAUAUUCUACUGUAUUGCUGCAAAUGCACAAUA
Messenger RNA from Xyrauchen texanus (razorback sucker), 1889 nucleotides. RefSeq lists its product as uncharacterized. NCBI's taxonomy places the organism in Eukaryota, Metazoa, Chordata, Actinopteri, Cypriniformes, Catostomidae. The record is from RefSeq and is a predicted model, not a curated record. Bases 507 to 1262 code for a protein of 251 amino acids. The transcript has 13 exons.